Blumeria graminis f. sp. triticale is the source of this 831-nucleotide messenger RNA. The record is from the annotation of a GenBank genome assembly. Lineage: Eukaryota; Fungi; Ascomycota; Leotiomycetes; Helotiales; Erysiphaceae.
AUGACUUCGUCCAAUAAAACCUCGACGGCCGUCACGGCUGCACGAAGAAAAACCUUCAAGGGUAUGCUCAUCCUCAAGAUGUCGCCCAAGUAUUUACAAAGAUUCAAACCGUCCUCCACACCUGAUGAAGAAAGUACCUCGAGGGAAAUUUCUGUCAGCUCAAAAGUCGAAUCUACUUCAACUUCAUCUAAUCCUGAAAUUACACCCUAUUCCAACUCUCAAACACCUGUACAACCUGGAUCGCCCAAUUCUUUGAUGCCACCUCCAUCAGAAAGUAAUAAAAAAAAGGGAACAAAAAGAUCGGUAGCUGCCGCGCUAGGAACGGCAGGAAUCUCUCAGCCCAAAAUCAGGGGUAAACCAGGGCCAAAGAAGAAGGCAAGACUGGAAGAUGGAACAAUUGAUCAUUCAAACGCAACAACUCGAGCUCCAAAUGGUACGUUGAUUAAACUAGGACCAAAGGCCAAUCAAGGCGCGAUUAAUGCAGGUCUACGUGCCUUGGAUCGAUCCGGGAAGCCUUGUCGUAGAUGGGGCAAGGGAAAUCUUAAGCUCAAAAGCUUUACUGGCGUUUGUUGGGAGAUACCUCGAUGGGAAGCUCAUCAUGGGGUAGUUGCCAUCAAUGUCUCUGGAAACACAUGUGUAGGAGACAGUCGCAAGCCAAAAAAAGAGAUAAGUGAAGUGGAAAGUGAACAAAGCGAGAAGAGCAACUUAGCCAUGGAUAUUGAAAUAGGAAGUACGGCCAGCCAUCCAACCAGCUCACCCCCUCACAGAGUCUCACCUGGUGAGGUGAAUGAUACGCCUAUUCAGUUUUCUAAAGUAGCACUAUCAACAUAG